GAAUUGUACCGAUUGGACCAGACUUUGACGUAAUGACGUAAAUAGGAAAACGAAAAAGAAAUGCUAAGUACUUGUGUAGUGAGUGAGUGUUCAAUCGGGCGUUAAUAUUUACUUUACUAAUAUCUACCCACUUUGUAAAUUGAUUCACUGAAAUUUAGUAUUAACGCGAUGCAUAUCCGUUUCCGUCGUUAUAUUGCCGUUAGGACAGAGUCUUCUGUCUCGAAAUCUGGUUCGCCCUGACUAAAAGUGAAGUAAAUAGCGAAUAAAAUAGGAUUUUGUAUUUAUCUAGCCAUGGAGUCCGAGUAUCAGCCAAAACUUAGUCCCAUGCGAGCAUAUUCAGUUAUGCACGGAAACACUGCGGAGGCGGACGAGUCCUUCACCAGCCUGUCUGAGUACCACGACUACGAACCCAGGCUGGAGUUCGACGACUCGGAGCUGACGCAGCCCAUACCCAGCGAUGAUCUAGGAGGUCUGCCACCAGAACUACUGGAUAUACCCGACAACCUGCUACAGCGGUCGGCCAGCGAUGGGACCAUUGAAGAAAACUUCGAGGAGGAGCUGGCUACUAAACUCGAGGAGAUCUACACUGAGAUAGCGGCAACGACGCUAGACGACAACUUCACGGAGCUUAACGACAGCGGAUUGGUGGAAGUGGUGGGCGACGACGCGAUCGGACGACGCAUCAUCGUCGUGUCCGCCUGCCGGCUGCCGUCCAAUAAGGAGCUACCCCCGGACAAGCUACUCAAGUACCUGAUGUCCACCCUGGACAAAUACGUCGAGCAGGACUACAGCCUGGUGUACCUACACUGCGGCCUCACGAGGAACAACAAGCCGCCCACCUCCUGGCUCUGGAAGGCCUACAAGGCCUUCGACAGGAAAUACAAGAAGAACCUUAAAGCCCUGUACCUGGUUCACCCAACAAACUUCAUAAGGAUAGUCAUGCAGAUGUUGAAACCGGCCAUAAGCGUGAAGUUUGGGAGGAAGGUCAUGUAUUUUAACUACCUACAUGAAUUGCAUCCGCAUGUGGAUUUGGAUAAGCUGAGGAUACCACAGCAGGUUAUUGAGUACGACCAACUGCUACUCUCCAAAAACCCAAAAGCUGCCGAAGCCGCCAAACUAAUAUCGGAAAAGCAACCAAUAGCGGAACAGACAGACAAGACCCGUAAGGACGGUCUCUCGCCGCCACCGACGCAGCAGUUUGGGGUGUCGCUGCAGUUCAUAAAGGAGAAUAAUUCCAAUAUGGUGGAUGCCAUACCGCCGGUGGUGAGGCAGUGUGUGGAGUUCCUUUCGCAGCCGGAUGCACUAGAAACUGAGGGUAUAUUCCGUCGAUCGGCGAACAUUUCCGUGAUAAAAGAGCUCCAGAGACAGUGCAACCGCGGCGAGCCGAUAUCGUUCAGGAGCGAUCCUCACAACGCCGCUGUUCUGCUUAAAACCUUCCUCAGGGAUCUCGAGGAGCCAUUACUAACGUUUGACCUUUAUGAGGAGAUAUUGAAGUUCCAACUGUGGUCGAACCGCGACAAGCCGAGGCACGUGAAAAUACUCAUCCUAGAAUGGCUCCCGCCGGACAACUACAAGCUAUUGAAGUACAUCAUACAAUUCUUAUGGAAGGUCCAAGACCGGAGCUGCCUCAACAAAAUGACGAGCAGCAACCUCGCGGUAGUGUUCGGCCCGAACCUCGCCUGGCCGCCCAACGGCCAGAUGUCCUUGCAAGCCAUCGCGCCCAUCAACGCGUUCACCGACUUUCUACUCAAGAAUCAGGAGACUAUAUUCAUUAUUUAAGCGUCGGUGACCUGGUAAUGAAUUGAUGUUGGAAUUU
Messenger RNA from Cydia splendana, 1816 nucleotides. RefSeq names its product rho GTPase-activating protein 1 (gene RhoGAP68F). Bases 292 to 1779 code for a protein of 495 amino acids. The transcript has 9 exons. The record is from RefSeq and is a predicted model, not a curated record. Gene Ontology annotation, biological process: negative regulation of endocytic recycling; small GTPase-mediated signal transduction. NCBI's taxonomy places the organism in Eukaryota, Metazoa, Arthropoda, Insecta, Lepidoptera, Tortricidae. Gene Ontology annotation, cellular component: cytoplasm. Gene Ontology annotation, molecular function: GTPase activator activity.